This is a messenger RNA of Pyrus x bretschneideri (Chinese white pear), 1171 nucleotides long. Its product is annotated as transcription factor bHLH36-like. Gene Ontology annotation, biological process: regulation of transcription by RNA polymerase II. Gene Ontology annotation, cellular component: RNA polymerase II transcription regulator complex. The transcript is spliced from 3 exons. Bases 352 to 945 code for a protein of 197 amino acids. Lineage: Eukaryota; Viridiplantae; Streptophyta; Magnoliopsida; Rosales; Rosaceae. The record is from RefSeq and is a predicted model, not a curated record. Gene Ontology annotation, molecular function: protein dimerization activity; RNA polymerase II transcription regulatory region sequence-specific DNA binding; DNA-binding transcription factor activity, RNA polymerase II-specific.
CCGGUGAGGUCACUUCUUUCUCACCUGUACUCAAGUCAUCUUGUAUCUGAACUGAAGAGAGAGUGUCAAACUUGAAAGAAAGGAAUCUUUGGCAUCUUAGUUAGGCCCAUCAAAGAUUGAUCAUAUCUAGUUCUUUAAUCCUCCAUUGCAAAAUUCAUAGAAAAAAGACCGUUCAAUGCAUCUGAAUUUUUGGUAAUGUUUCCUUUACAACAAAGCAAGAAGCUGGUCUUCCAGAUUUCAUCUAAUCCUCAUCAUCACCAAGAUCACACAAUUUCAGAAGAUCAUGGAGUUCGUGGGUAGGGCGACAGGGGAAAAGGCCGGCUGCAGAAAUUAGGGGUUACUUUGGACUAUAUGAUGGAUCAUGAUCACAAUUCUAAUGAUCAUAACAAGAAGAACAAAACGUUGAUGCAUAGGGAAAAUGAAAGGCAGAGACGGAAAGAAAUGGGUACCCUACAUGCUUCACUUAGAUCCCUACUUCCUCCUGAAUUUAUCAAGGGAAAGCGUUCGAUAUCUGACCACACGAACGAGGCUGUGAAUUAUAUAAACCACAUCCAGAACAGAAUCAGGAGGUUAGACGCCAAGAGAGCUGAACUGAAGAAGGUUUCCAAUCUAAGUAGCUCUAAUACUAGUUCUGACGACCAUGGUGGUGAAAGUUCCUAUAGGGGAUCGCUGAGCUGUUUCAAAGUCGACCCAUGUUGCGGUGGGGUGCAAAUCAUGAUCAGUACUACCAUCGGCUUCAGAUCUGGAGAGGAAGGGUUACCCUUCUCAAUUUCUAGGGUUUUGGAAGUGCUUCUUGAACAAGGGCUUUGUGUUGUGAGCUGUGUUUCCUCCAAAAUAGAUGACAGACUCCUUCAUACGAUCCAGUCCGAGGUGAAUGAUCUGGAGAGUAUCGAUCUUUCUGCGCUGGAACAGAAACUAGCCGAAGUGCUUCCACAAUCUAGAUGAAUAUCCAAGUAACUUAAAACUUGUGUUCCUUCAUUUUGGCCUUGGACUCCCCAGUAUGGUGCUCCAAUCUUAUUUUUGUUCCCCAGAAAGAUGAAAAUUGGAGCAUUAGUCCCUGAACUUGACCCAAUUGGAGAUUCGGUUCUCAAACUAAAAUUCCUUAAGCAUUGGUUCUUUAAACUUGUCACAAUGUGAAGCAAUGAUCAUUUUGGACUGUUAUUAGAGCUUC